Molecule: messenger RNA, 411 nt
Organism: Gongylonema pulchrum
Lineage: Eukaryota; Metazoa; Nematoda; Chromadorea; Rhabditida; Gongylonematidae
Source: the annotation of a GenBank genome assembly
AUGUUUUACAUCAUCCAACAAAUACGUGGUGAUAUAAUGAAAAUGCAUAUUGGAUUCAAGCGAAAAUGUGCAUUCUUCUCACGUCUGGCCGUUCUGUUCCGGUUGCACGUACCAGAAGGUGAGCAACGCAGUGUUUCCGAUUAUCGGCAGGUAUACCCAGUUUUGUACAGAACCAUAUCUGGGUAUGGAAUGCCGGAAAAUCCGAAGGAUUUCAUUGGGGAUUUGACGCGUCUUGGGCCGGUGCAAAUACAGCGUAGAGCGCUGCACGAAGUGUUUAUGAGUGCAUUGCGUGCCGAAUAUUACGAUGUAGCCAUACGUCAUCUGUGUUAUCUGCUGCAGGUUCGUAAUUUGUCUCUUUUUAUUGCGAAUAAGGAUUUGACUGAUCCCUGUGUUCCGGCUAGGUGCUCUUAG